Cannabis sativa is the source of this 1897-nucleotide messenger RNA. RefSeq lists its product as uncharacterized. Gene Ontology annotation, biological process: ribosomal large subunit export from nucleus. The record is from RefSeq and is a predicted model, not a curated record. Bases 169 to 1692 code for a protein of 507 amino acids. Gene Ontology annotation, molecular function: ribosomal large subunit binding. Gene Ontology annotation, cellular component: cytoplasm; nucleus. The transcript is spliced from 2 exons. NCBI's taxonomy places the organism in Eukaryota, Viridiplantae, Streptophyta, Magnoliopsida, Rosales, Cannabaceae.
AAUCUCUUUCUCAUACUACCUUUGUCAUCUUCUUCUUCCACCCAUUUCUUUUAGGGUUUCACUCAAACCCCAAACCAAACAAAAACCCUAGCUCUGCGCGAAGCUUGUUGAGCAUACCUAACUCAUUGAUCGGAUAAACAAUCAUUACUUCACUCAAUCACAGCUGCCAUGGCUGAAGAAGCAGGAAUGUUUAUGGUUAAUCAAACCAUAGGCAGUGUUCUAUGUUGUAAGUGUGGUAUUCCUAUGGUACCAAAUGCUGCAAAUAUGUGUGUGAAAUGUUUACGUUCUGAAGUUGAUAUUACAGAAGGGUUACAAAAACAUGUUAUUAUUGUUCAUUGUCCUGAGUGUGAUACCUAUUUACAACCACCAAGAACAUGGAUUAAGGCCCAACUUGAAUCCAAAGAACUCUUGACUUUUUGUGUUAAGAGAUUGAAGAAUUUGAAUAAGGUUACAUUGGCUCAUGCUGAGUUUAUCUGGACCGAACCGCAUUCGAAAAGGAUUAAGGUUAAGCUGAAAGUAAGGAAGGAAGUUCUUAAUGGAGCUGUACUUGAACAAUCUUACAUUGUUGAGUUUGUUCAACAAGAACACAUGUGUGAAUCUUGUACUAGGGUUCAGGCGAAUCCCGAUCAAUGGAUAGCUGCUGUUCAACUUCGCCAACAUGUUACUCAUAGAAGAACUUUCUUUUACUUAGAACAGAUGAUUUUGAAACAUGGUGCUGCUGCUACAGCUAUAAAGAUUAAGCAAAUGGAUCAAGGGAUUGAUUUCUUUUUCUCUAACCGAAGCCACGGUGUGAAAUUCGUUGAGUUUAUUGGGAAAGUUGCUCCUGUUAGGAGUAGACAUGAUAAACAACUUGUCUCUCAUGAUAUUAAGAGUAAUAACUACAAUUAUAAGUAUACAUUUUCUGUUGAGAUAUCUCCUGUUUGCCGUGAGGAUUUGAUUUGUUUGCCUCCUAAAGUAGCGGUGAGCCUUGGAAAUCUCGGUCCUUUGGUGAUUUGUACUAAAGUGACUAACAGCAUUGCUUUACUCGACCCGCUUACUCUUAGGCAUUGUUAUCUGGAUGCUGAUCAAUAUUGGAGAUCAUCUUUCAAAUCGCUUCUUACUAGUAGGCAGCUUGUGGAGUACAUUAUUCUAGAUGUCGAGAUUGUUAAACCCGAAAUUAGUCUUGGUGGAUACACUCUAGCUGAUGCUCAAGUUGCUCGUGUGUCUGAUUUUGGAAGGAAUGAUACUAUUUUCAACAUAAGAACACAUCUCGGUCAUCUUCUAAACCCGGGGGAUCAAGCUCUCGGUUAUGAUUUGUAUGCAGCUAACAGCAAUGACAUGGAGUUGGAUAAGUACAGGGGUCUAGUCCUUCCUGAUGCAAUAUUAGUAAAGAAGAGUUACGAAGAGAAACGCCAAAGGAAGCGUGGGAAGCCUCGUUCGUGGAAGCUUAAGUCACUCAACAUGGAGAUUGAUGACAGAAUUAACAAAGGCGAUUUAGAGAAGACGAACACAGAGUACGAACAGUUCUUGAAAGAUUUAGAGGAGAAUCCCGAUAUGAGGUUCAAUAUAUCUUUGUACCGUAACAAAGAAUACCAGCCAUCGGAGAUUGCAUCCACAGUCGACGGAGAAGAUUUGCCAUCUAUUCCAUUGGAGGAAAUGCUAGCUGAUCUUGAUCUUAGUGAAGAUGAAGAUGGAGAUAGUCACAUGGAGUGAUUUCUUUUGCAUAUUUAAAGGGAAACAUAAACUGAAUAUAAAGCUUAUUUUGAUAAGUAGAAGAAAGCUAUUGAUUUUGUUUGUUUGUUUUUCUUUUUGUUUUUUUUGGGCCAUUUUAUGUACUUUUGUCAUUGUUAUGAUUUGUGUGUUUUAUCAAAAUUUAUAUAGAAAACAUAAGCAAGUAUUAUACUAGCUUCUUUUUGCA